AUGGCCGUUUGGAGCCAACUUAAUCCUAGCAAGCCUCAUGUUGCCUACUGCGUGCUCUCAGUUUUUGCGGCAUUCUACUCAGUGUGCUCGUCCAUAGUUAAGGAGAACCUCUACUUGGGCGAGGCGGUGCUGGCCGCCGUUUAUGGUCUUAUAAUGGGUCCGCACUGCUUGAAGUGGUUCGACCCGCUUUCCUGGCUGAACAACAACAAAAUUCUCACUUUGGAGAUCAGCCGGAUCCUCCUCUGCCUCGAUAUCUUCACGGUCGGGGUCGAGCUCCCGCAAAAAUACAUGUAUCACCACUUCUGGUCGGUGAUCUCGCUCAUGGUGCCAAUCAUGAUCAUGGGGUGGUUGGUGAUCGGACUUUUCAUCUGGGCCAUCUUCCCACACAUGAAAUUCACCUACGGGUUGCUCAUCAGCGCCACCAUCACAGCCACAGACCCCGUGUUGGCCCAGGCGGUCGUCGGCCAGGGAAAAUUUGGCAGAAAGAUCCCGGCCCACCUCCGUAAUCUUCUCUGUGCAGAAUCCGCCUGCAACGACGGCAUGGCAGUCCCCUUCGUCUACCUCGCACUCAACCUCGUUCUCCAUGCCGGAAACAGUGCCGAGAUCGCCAAGGACUUCAUCUGCAAGGCCGUGCUGUACGAAUGUGUCUUUGGAGUGAUUGUCGGCACGGCGAUCGGCUACUUGGGCCGCAAAGCAGCCCAAUUCUCGCACAAGCACGGCUUUAUCGACCGCGAGUGCUUGUUGGUCUUCUACUUCAUCCUCGCAGUCAUGUGUGCGGGCUUCUGCUCAACUCUAGGGGCCGACGACUUGCUCGCGUCAUUCGCCGCAGGAUGUGCAUUCGCCUGGGAUGGAUGGGUCGCCGUGAACACGGCCGACUCCGACGCGUCGACCGUCCUCGACCUGAUCCUCAACAUCUCCUACUUUGUGUACUUGGGCGCCAUCAUCCCCUGGCAGCAGUUCAACGACCGUGCCUUGGGGCUCGACAUCUGGCGGCUGAUCCUAUUGGCCAUCGCCGUGAUCUUUCUCCGCCGAAUCCCCGAGGCACUUGUCAUUCUUCCCUUCUGCCCGGACAUCAAAAGCUGGCAGGAGGCCGUUUUCGUCGGCCAUUUCGGGCCGAUCGGCGUCGGUGCCGUCUUUGCCUCCAUUUUGGCCAUCUCCGAGCUCCAGGCAAGCUCCAUGAACAUUCCCUCGGGCCACGGACCCGUCUCCGGCUGGCCCGAUGAGAACACUGCCCUGGGUUCUGAGCUCUACUACAUAAUCCGUGUCAUAUGGCCAAUCGUCUGCUUCCUCAUCGUCACAAGCAUCAUUGUCCACGGUUCGAGCCCCGCAGUCAUGGCUUUUGCGAAACACGUCCGUGCCGUCUCCUUCACAAAGCUCGAUCACGCCCACGAGCAGUCCCGCCAGAGCCAGCUCGCCGCCUCCUUCAACGGCGACGCGUCGAUCGACCGCACCCGCCAGCUCCUUGCCCGCUACUGCAUCUCCGACGAGGACCUGCAUCCUGUCCUGGACUCCGACGGAACGCUCAGAACCCCAUACAGGGGCUAUGAGGACGGCAAAAAUUUCAUCAUCGAGGACCAAUUUGGCGAAAUUAUGUCCACUUUGCCCGCCAGGCACCCCGCCCCACCUAAUUCCGACCUUGCCGCAAUCAGCCUGAACUCUCUCGAUGCUGUUUCCAGCAUCCACCGCGUGAAAACUUGGACCUCCAGUAUUUUCGAAAUGGUUGCAUCCAAGGUCACCCGCCGUCACCCGCCGGACUCCGGGCUCCAAUUGCAUCCCUAUUAUGCUUCUGCCGUCCCCAAUACGACCGACACGAUUCUUGAUUCGUCGCACUUGAAAAAUUCUCCGGCCACCGUCUCCUCGAGAGUCCGACGCGACGACUCCUCGGACGAUGACGACGCGACAAUCGACUCGUCUGCCUGCUCGCAGUCCCAUACCGACGCGUCGGGCCUCCAGGUGCACCCGCUCGUUUCGCAGUCUGUUUCUGUGCCUUCCGUUAGAAUUUCCUCUUUAGGCAACUCCCUAGAGCUCUCGAAACUCUCAGAUGGCUCUUUUUCCGUUAUCGGGUCCAACGGCGUUUACUUGGGCACUAUCAAGCCCAAUCAUAACGCAGGAUCCGUCUAUGCACAGGCUGUCGAACUUUCCAGAAUCCAGGACCAGGUCGAUGCUCUCAAAGGGCAACUCAGUGAUCUUUCCAGCAAUGUGCUGUCGGCAUUUUCCAGAAAGGACAAGACCAACUGA
Messenger RNA from Brettanomyces bruxellensis, 2238 nucleotides. RefSeq lists its product as uncharacterized. The record is from RefSeq and is a predicted model, not a curated record. Gene Ontology annotation, molecular function: sodium:proton antiporter activity. The transcript has a single exon. Bases 1 to 2238 code for a protein of 745 amino acids. NCBI's taxonomy places the organism in Eukaryota, Fungi, Ascomycota, Pichiomycetes, Pichiales, Pichiaceae. Gene Ontology annotation, biological process: intracellular potassium ion homeostasis; proton export across plasma membrane; regulation of membrane potential. Gene Ontology annotation, cellular component: plasma membrane.